AUGAGCGGUAUGCAACGCUGCUGCAUCCGAGAAGGCCGCGCACUUCAUCGGGACCUAAAAGAUGAACUAUCAAAGUGUCCACCGGAUGCAGCUAAUGGGGGCUUGCCGAAAGAACGACCCGAAUUGGAAGAGCGGCGUCGCAAUGUCGCCGAAAAAGUGGCUUUAUACGCGUCUGCUAGCAAGCGAUGGUUUCGCAUGCACGAGCAAUGGCGAGACGAAGGUUCUGAACAAUCCGACGCUGCAGACCAAGAUGGACUCAAGGAUCUGCUAUUGGAAGGGUUCGCGCGAUUCCAACUGAGGUAUAAAGACGAACAAGACUUGCUCAAGACUGGGAAGUCUGCUGUGACAUUAUGCCUGAUCAUAUCUAGACUACCAGCGUUCCAAACACUUCGAUUUUUGGACGCCGUCUCCGAUGCUGGAAAGGAUGAGUUUGAUGUCUGA
Molecule: messenger RNA, 441 nt
Organism: [Torrubiella] hemipterigena
Lineage: Eukaryota; Fungi; Ascomycota; Sordariomycetes; Hypocreales; Clavicipitaceae
Source: the annotation of a GenBank genome assembly